Ostertagia ostertagi is the source of this 1041-nucleotide messenger RNA. The record is from the annotation of a GenBank genome assembly. NCBI's taxonomy places the organism in Eukaryota, Metazoa, Nematoda, Chromadorea, Rhabditida, Trichostrongylidae.
AUGAUCGACGAGGCCCUGCUUCGACCCGGUCGCCUUGAAGUCCAAAUGGAAGUCAGUUUACCGGACGAGUUCGGUCGCCUACAGAUCCUGAGAAUUCACACUUCUCGAAUGCGUGAGUACAAGAAGCUGGAUCCAGAAGUGAAUCUGGAAGAGCUGGCUAAGCGCACGAAGAAUUUCUCUGGUGCUGAGAUAGAAGGUCUCAUUGAUCCUGAUGCCAUAGAUAAGUUGAUGAUUAAUGCAGCCGAUUUCGACUACGCCCUGGAAAACGAUAUUAAACCGGCCUUUGGACGAAGUGAUGAGUCACUAGAGAAAUUCCUUCGUCGUGGUAUGGUUGUAUGGGGUAGUGAAGUGACGCGUAUACUCGAAGAAGGCGCUCGUCUUGUUGAAGAAACCGUAAAUCCAGACGCUGGUCCACCACGAUCUGGAAAGAGCUUCUUGGCUGCUGAAAUAGCUCGAGCUUCAGACUUCCCUCUUAUCAAGGUAGUAUCUCCUGGAGAUAUGGUAGGAUUUUCGGAAUCAGCAAAAUGUCAGUGUCUCCGAAAAGCGUUUGCUGAUGCGUUCCGUUCCAGAUUGAGUGUUCUGCUCAUAGAUAAUGUGGAAAGAUUGCUUGACUAUUCACCCGUUGGUCCUCGUUUCUCCAAUCUUGUUCUCCAAGCAUUGCUAGUUUUGUUGAACGAACCUCCUCCACAGGGGUGGGGUCUUGUUAAGAUUCUGAAGAAAUCUCCAUGCUUUAAUGGUAAAGAUCCCUUCAAUGAUUACUAUCAACACAUCAUUGAGAAAUUGUCAAGUAAAGCGGUUGAAGUGGAAGCGCGUGAGAAGCUGAAGCAACAUAGAUUCGAGAACCUUUUCGUCGUCAAGCUGUUCAUUUACAAAGUGCUUGAUGGAAACUUCAAAAACGGUCUCACUGAGAUCAGUGUAAGCUAUGGAAUCGGCAUAAAACGCCUGCUGGGAGUGAUUGAUUUCUGCCGAAAGUGUGAAGAAGGAUAUCGAGCACAAAUGCUUGUCAGCAAGAUCGAGGCUAUCGCUUUAGGAAUGGAAUAA